AUGUCAAAGCGUCAAGCUGAUCAUUCCGAUAUUAGAGAGCAAAACAAGUCUGCUGCUUUUGGCAAUGGCUCCAACAGACGUGCUCCCGAAGAAAAGAACGAAAUGGGCGAUUUUGAGGAUGCUUGGGAGGAUGAAAUGGAGGAAGAAGAGAUUGUAGAAAACAACGACAUGGAGGACGAAGGAGAAGAUGGCAUGGAUGUUGAUGAAAAGGAGGAGGAGGAAGAGAAGGAGGAGGAUCUAAAGCUGUAUUUGCCUGGUCAACCUUUGGCCGAGGGUGAGGUUUUGGAAGCUGAUCAAUCCGUAUAUGUUAUGCUCCACAAUCUGGAUGUGCGUCUUCCUUUCUUGAGUUUUGAUAUCUUGGAAGACAAGCUGGGUGAGGAAAGAAAGAAUUAUCCUGCUACUGCCUAUGUUGCUGCUGGUACUUCUCUUCCCGGCGAUAGAAACAACGAAGUCUUGGUCAUGAAGAUGUCCUCAUUACACAAAACCCAACAAGAUGAUUCUGACGACGAAGAUGACCCAGAUGCUUUAGAUGAAGAUCCAGUCCUCGAAUACAGAUCUCUCCCUCACAACGGCUGCGUCAACCGUUUAAGAGUGAUGCCCCAACAACAAGAAAGGAGCAUUGCUGCCACCUGGGCAGAAACUGGUAAGGUUCAUGUUUGGGAUUUGACCGCACCUAUGGCCAGUUUGGAAGUUCCCGGUACUCCUUCACAUACACAACAAAAGCCUUUAUUCACCAUCAAUAACCAUGGACGUGAGGAGGGUUAUGCUAUGGAUUGGUCCAGUCUUGAGGCAGGUCGUUUGUUGACGGGUGACAACAAUGGUCGCAUUUAUCACUCUACUAUCAGCCCUUCUGGUGUCAACACAGACAAUGUCGCAUUCAGAGAACACAAAUCAUCCGUCGAAGAUCUUCAAUGGUCUCCCACUGAACGCAACGUGUUUGCCUCUUGUUCAGCUGAUCAAACUGUCAAAAUUUGGGACACUCGCAACAAGAAGCGCUCUGCUGUUGGCAUUCAUGCAUCAAAUUCCGAUGUCAAUGUGAUUACAUGGAACAAAAAGGCUUCUUAUUUAUUGGCAAGUGGUCAUGAUGAUGGUGUGUUCAGUGUUUGGGAUCUGCGUACCUUCAAGGGCGGUGCCUCUCAGCCUACACCUGUUGCUACAUUCAAGUGGCACAAUGGCCCCAUCACAUCUAUCGAAUGGCAUCCUACUGAAGAGUCUGUCUUGGCUGUCUCGGGCGCUGAUAACCAAUUGACACUCUGGGACUUGUCCGUUGAACCUGAUACUGAACAAGAGGGUCGCUUGACAAACGAAGGUGUUGAAGUGCCUCCUCAAUUAUUAUUUGUUCAUCAAGGUCAAGAAGACAUCAAGGAAUUACACUUCCAUAGACAAAUACCUGGCUGUAUCAUUAGUACAGCAAGUACUGGUUUGAACAUUUUCAAGACUAUUAGCAUUUAG
Molecule: messenger RNA, 1452 nt
Organism: Mucor velutinosus
Lineage: Eukaryota; Fungi; Mucoromycota; Mucoromycetes; Mucorales; Mucoraceae
Exons: 4
Coding region: 1-1452 (483 amino acids)
Biological process (GO): ribosome biogenesis
Cellular component (GO): nucleolus
Molecular function (GO): protein binding
Source: RefSeq, a predicted model, not a curated record